Molecule: messenger RNA, 2535 nt
Organism: Eurytemora carolleeae
Lineage: Eukaryota; Metazoa; Arthropoda; Copepoda; Calanoida; Temoridae
Exons: 8
Coding region: 441-1730 (429 amino acids)
Source: RefSeq, a predicted model, not a curated record
CGUCUUUCUUUACCACAGAUUUAUGUGCACCGCUUACCUUGGAUAUUGAUUAUUUAGAUAAUGAAGAGGAUAUAGAGGAUAUAGAUGAUAUAGAGGAUAGUGAGGAUAUUGAGGAUAUAGAUGAUAUAGAGGAUAUUGAGGAUGCGGAAAAUCAGGGAAAUCAGGAAACAAGAACUUUGUUAAAAUCUUCAAACACAGAUUUAGGAGGUCGUCUGAAAAACAGUAAAUCCGCUGGAAGUCUUUCAAAAUAUCAUUUUAGAGGUGUAAACAGGGAGAAGGCAUUACUUGACUGGAGGAAUUGGACCGGGAGAAGGUUUUAUAAAUCCUCGUUGUCAACAAGAGAUUUAAAUGAACCUUUGAUCAAAGAUGAACAAAGAUCUGAUUCCGAUCUUCAAACAACUUUUAAUUGCCAAUUUGAAGCGCCAUGUUUGAGCUCCAUAAUGAAUAAAUCCUAUCCUACAGACACAAAUUAUUUUACUUCUCCAGCGCAUAAUCUCCAUUCUUCUUCAUCUGCCGACAAUUUUCUCCAUUCUUCUCCAUUACCCUCCAAACAUGUUACAUCAUCUCAACACCCCUCCUCCAUUCUACCAACCUCCAAUAAAGUAUGUCUAAUGUCUUCCAAACCGACUCGAACCUCCAUUUUUCAUUCCUCCGGCUUUUCAUCUGAAAAGUUUGAAAUUAAAUCAUCAUCUAGGCGAGAUAUCUGGUCUCCCUCAGAAUCAAAUCUAGCGCUGAAAACAUACAAUCCCUCCGAUGGUUUAGGGAUCAGCUACUCUGAGAAUAAAGGGAUCAAUUACUUUGAUGGUUUAGGGAUCAACUACUCUGAAGAUAAAGCAAUCGAUUGCUUUGAUGGUUUAGAGAUCAAUUCCUCUGUAGAUAAAGGGAUCAAUAACACUGAUAGUGUAGGGAUCAACGACUCAAAAGAUUUGGAGAUGAAGGGAACCCCGGGGCAAGAAGAUCAUAAAGAAAUCUGUAAAACUGGUGAUCAAUAUGGUUUAGGAAGUUCAAAUGGGAAAGAAAUUAACAGAAAUUCUGAAGUGAAUCUGAGAAAUAGUGUCUCUGAUGGGAAACCAAAGAACAUAAGUUCUGAUGGGAAAACAAAGACUGAUAUCUCUAAUGGGAAAACAAGGACUGGCAUCUCUGAUGGGAAAACAAGGACUGGCAUCUCUGAUGGGAAACCAAAGACUUGUAUCUCUGAUGGGAAACCAAAGACUUGUAUCUCUGAUGGGAAACCAAAGAACGGGAGCUCUGAUGGGAAAGUUAGAAGUGGAAGUUCUGAUGGGAAAGCCAGGAAUGAUGAAUCGUCUGCCUGCAACACUUUUAUCUUUAAUCAGCUAAUAUUUACCCGAAAGAGUAGCAUCGGAACUACUGAUGGAAAAUCAGAUGAUAAAUCAAUACAAGUAAUUUCUCCGACCAGACAUCUCAUCAACCCAACCUAUCCUUCAUACCCAAACAAACAAUCCAGUUCACCAUUCAGCAAAAGGAAACAGAACCCGGAGACAGCAAGCAUUGUUUCUAUCAACAGCCAAACCAGUAGGGUUGUAGAACUAUGUACCUUCCCGUCCUACUGUUUCUGGGAUAGGAUUGGAAUCAUCAUCUCUUCUAGAGUUAAUGAUGUAGCUUUCAGGUGGAUUAUGAUAAUUCUGUUUGUUUUCUACAUCUCCGUUGCUGCUUUUUCCUUCAUUCUACUCAUCACUAUACCAUUCACAUUCAAUACAUCGGGUAAAUAGAAAGCUUUCUCCUGUCUCAUCAUGAGAAAAUAUGCAAUAGACAAUUUUAGACUAGACCCAUUAACCUAACUAUCGAGAAUAUCAAGAAUAUCAAGAAUAUCAAGAAUAUUGAAGGGUUGUAAACCCAUUCAAUUCUCCAAAGUGUUGAAAGCUGAGGACCAGGUUAAUAAAAACCUGCAGACUGCAAUUAAUAUUUGGAAAAGCCUAAAAUUAACUAUAUAACCUGAGCUGGGAACUAUUAAAUAUACGACGCAAGUUCAACUAAUUCUUUUCUUUCGGGGAGAUAAUCAAAAUUCAGAAAUCCAUUUUAAAUGUAUCGACUUAACUAAUCUUUGUAAAGGUAUCUGUAAGCGUGAUUUCAAGUUACCCUUCAUACAGAGAUGACGUUGUCCAAUUUACAAGCUACAAGUCUGUUCUAGUAUGAAUUAGAUAUCAAUGUUUAUAAUUUUUAUUAUUUUUAAUAGAGGCAAAAAGCGACUUGAGCAUUUCACGGUAUAGUAACAGUUCGCCCAAUCACGUUUCACCCAAAUUACAUUUCACCCAACUCACGUUUCGCCCAAACUCCACUUACUUAAGAGUUUCACCCCCCCCCCCAAAAAAAAAAUUCUUGCCAAUUUUAUUUUGUAUAUAAAAAUUUUAUCUUUGGAUUCAUAAAAGUUGUAUACAUAAGGACACAGUUGAUAUCUAGUAUAUAUUCUAGUACUGCUCAAGUUAGACAUCCACUUGGAGUCAAAACAUGAACUCCUUGAUGAAGUUAGGAUUGAAGGUUUGGAGUGAAACCUUAAGAUUUGCCAUCCGGACUGAC